Molecule: messenger RNA, 760 nt
Organism: Oenanthe melanoleuca
Lineage: Eukaryota; Metazoa; Chordata; Aves; Passeriformes; Muscicapidae
Product: phospholipase A2, membrane associated-like
Exons: 4
Coding region: 132-545 (137 amino acids)
Biological process (GO): negative regulation of T cell proliferation; lipid catabolic process; phospholipid metabolic process
Molecular function (GO): phospholipid binding; calcium ion binding
Source: RefSeq, a predicted model, not a curated record
UCCUCACCCUCCUCAUUGCUCCUAGUCCCUGGAGAGAGGCAGAACCCCUGCUCCUGGAUGAUGAGGAAAGAAAGAAGGUGCUUGGUAUAACAGAGAAUGGUUUGGUUUCCUCCCCCAGAGCUGUCAGAAGGAUGAACUCUCUCCUCGGCCUCUCUGUGCUGCUUGUGUGGGGCUUGUCCCCAGCCCAUGGGAAUCUCCUGCAGCUGCACCAGAUGAUCUCAAAGGUGACAGGGAAAAGUGCUCUCCUGUAUUACGGCUUCUACGGCUGCUACUGCGGCCUGGGGGGCAAGGGGCAGCCCAAGGAUGCCACAGACAGAUGUUGCCAGCUGCACGAUACUUGCUACCAAAGCCUCCAGAAGUAUCACUGCGAUGCCAAGACACGGAUCUACCACUACAGCUGCCACCACAGCCGGCUGUCCUGCAGAUCUGGCUCCCGGUGCUCCUACUUGUCCUGCGAGUGCGACCGCAGCCUGGCUGUGUGCCUGAGGAGAAACCUCAGCAGCUACAGCAAACACCUCCAGUUCUACCCCAACAAACUCUGCUGAUGCUGCAGCAAACACCUCCAGUUCUACCCCAACAAACUGUGCUGAUGCUGCAGCAAACACCUCCAGUUCUACCCCAACAAACUCUGCUGAUGCUGCAGCAAACACCUCCAGUUCUACCCCAACAAACUCUGCUGAUGCUGCAGCAAACACCUCCAGUUCUACCCCAACAAACUGUGCUGAUGCUGCAGCAAACACCUCCAGUUCUACCCCAACAA